AUGAACAUGCAAUACAACAAUAUUGGUCCAGGGUGCGAAAUUUCGAGUGUAAAGGAAUUUUUACGAAACAUAUGCCUAGACAGAGAGGAUAAAAUUAUACAAAACCUGGAACUGAGAAAUGUAAGAACCGUGUACGAUUUUUUACGCUAUGUUUCGUACCUUACGGUGACAAGUUGCACUGGUAUGAGCAAUGAUGAAAAUGUGGAUAUAAGUAGCCAAUCGAAUGUGCAAUUUGUAAACUCCCAUGAAAAUAAUUUACAGAAUGACGUCAACGUAAAUGGGAAAUUGACUCAGCGUAAUGGGGAUUUGGGCAACCUGGGAGAUCCCGAGCUGUGUAAUGGUCACUCCCCUGCGAAUGGGGUAAAAGGCGACCGAUGUAAUGGGGUGCAGAAGAAUGGACAGCAGGCGGAAGUCACACCAAAUGGGGGGGUCGUGCCAAAUGGGGGGAUCGUGCCAAAUGGGGGGAUCGUGCCAAAUGGGGGGAUCGUGCCAAAUGGGGGAAUCGUGCCAAAUGGGGGAGAAGUGCUGAAUGGAAGGGACAACGCCGCUACGAAGAACGAAGUGACCUAUGCCUGCAAAGAAAUCGCAGCCAUGCAGGACUACUAUGAGCGAGCGAAGGAAAAGCGAAACCACGCAGAAAAAAAAGGCGAGUACAUGUACUUUGACAUGUACAUAAAGUCAGAAGUUAUUAAAACCUUCCCCACGACGGACAGAGAUAAGGAAAGGUUGAUAAAUUAUAUCUACAAAGUGAUGGACGUAAAUGACCUGCUGAUGAUGUGCAUUCAUUUCGGUCUACCGCAUUUGUGGCCCAAAUUUGAACAGAGCAAAAUUCGAAAUGUAGAUUUGUUCAAGCGCAUAAUCAUAGAGGGAAGGAAGUUCGAAAGGGUAAAGAACGAAAUGGGAAUCUCCUUCUCCGAAUUUGUACAAAUCCUCAACUUUGCCUUAAGUGUAAAAAAGAAAAGAAUUUUCUGCAACAAUAUUUUUAGCCAAUUCGAUCCUUGUGAUUGUAAAAAUAAAAAAAAACACACCAAAACCAUAUGCGACAAAAUACACCAAUUUAUCGAGUUUGAUAAUUGGACGUUUAAAAAUAUUAUUGACAAUCCUUUUUUCCAAAGAUUACGAAAUUUAUCUCAGUUAGGUGUUUGCCAAUUUGUGUACCCCGGAGCUACCCACACCAGAUUUGAGCACAGCUUAGGAGUUGGCUAUUUGUCUGCAAAAUAUUUCGUUCAUUUGUGUAAUCGCUAUAAUUUAUCUCCAUACUGUGGAGAAUUAAAUAAAAUGCUUCGGUGUGUACAAAUAGCUGGGCUCUGUCAUGACUUGGGACAUGGCCCAUUCAGUCAUACCUUUGAAAGCUUCUUUAUGAAUUAUAAAAAAGAAGACACAGAUAUUAAAUGGAACCAUGCAUCUACGUCUCUCAAAAUUGUUGAACACAUUAUAGAAAAUUUGAUUGAUCAGGAUGAUGUACUAGACUCCACGGAUAUCGAAAUUAUAAAAAAGUUAAUAAGGGGUAGAGAACACCACAAAUCGCUCUGCGGGGUAGAUCCUGUAGAUUCUUUGAUAGAAGCUUCGUACGACAUUAUAUGUAAUAAUAUGAAUGGAUUGGAUGCGGACAAAUUUGAUUAUCUGCAGAGAGAUGCAACUAUUGCCCCGCCAAAUGGAACACUUCCAUCUCUGAAUUGUAAUCGAAUUAUUAGCCAAAGUUCCGUUAUUAAUGGCCAUAUAGCGUACAACGUUAAGGAGAUCCAUCCUGUUUGGACUGUUUAUAUGAACAGAUUUUCUCUAUUCAAACAAGUGUAUACUCAUAGGAAGGUCCGAGUUAUGGAGCUGAUGCUGUGUGAUGGAUUUCGACUCGCAGAUGAUAUUUUCAAGUGGUCAGAAUCCUUACAGGAUUUGGAUACUUUUCUUGACCUAACUGAUUCAUCCAUAAUUUACGAUAUCAAGAACAGAGCUAAAAAACACAAGUACGAUGAGAAAGUGCAGAAAUCGCUAAACCUAAUUAACUCCGUUAUACAUGAUAGGAACUCCAACCAUGCCUACAAAUAUAUUUCAGAAAUUAACCUCUCGGAACCGCAACUCAUUAAGUACUUGAAGGAUAUAGCAAAUGAGGAGAGGAUAGCUAGAUAUGCCCAUGGACUUAGUCCAGAUGAUAUCGUCAUAGACUGGAAUUAUUUGAACUACGGAAUGGGUGCAAACGACCCACUAGAUUCGGUUUAUUUCUACAGCUCGGAUAAUGAGGAUGAGGCUUUCAUAGCGCACAAGGAGUAUAGGGGCACACACCCGAGGUACUUCGAAGAGUGCAACGUGAGGUUAUACUGUAAAAACAAAAUGGUGGCUCAUUUGGCGAAGGACGCGCAUAACAAGUUCAUGUCGGAUGUCUUCUCAGAAUCCUCCCCCCUUUACAGGAAGAAAAUAGUCAAAUGA
Molecule: messenger RNA, 2421 nt
Organism: Plasmodium knowlesi strain H
Lineage: Eukaryota; Apicomplexa; Aconoidasida; Haemosporida; Plasmodiidae
Product: HD superfamily phosphohydrolase protein, putative
Exons: 1
Coding region: 1-2421 (806 amino acids)
Biological process (GO): dGTP catabolic process
Cellular component (GO): nucleus
Molecular function (GO): dGTPase activity
Source: RefSeq, a predicted model, not a curated record